Messenger RNA from Trichoplax adhaerens, 855 nucleotides. RefSeq lists its product as uncharacterized. The transcript has a single exon. NCBI's taxonomy places the organism in Eukaryota, Metazoa, Placozoa, Uniplacotomia, Trichoplacea, Trichoplacidae. The record is from RefSeq and is a predicted model, not a curated record. The coding region runs from base 1 to 855 and encodes 284 amino acids.
AUGGGAUCGCAAGUGGGUAAAGAGACUUCAGUGCCAUCGUCACCUUCUAAUGUCAGUAGUCAGCUUGGCGAUGAUCCUCGAUCGCCUUCUUCCAAUUUUACUCGAACACCAGUUCAAAAGGUGGCAUGCAUAGAUGAUCCACGAUCACCUUCGAUCAACGUUACUCGGACUCCUGUUCAUAAGUUAGAAUCCUUCGAUGAUCCACGAUCGCCGACGAUGCGCUUCGCUAGAACUCCAGUUUAUGUUGCUAGUCAGCGGAUUAGUCAAUUGGAUAACGAGUGUCAAGCAAUCAAAUUUACCAUCUCCGACAGUGAGAUCGAACAGUGCCAACAGGAGGAAUCGUAUCAUAAGCCUAUCGAGGAUAAUGUUAUGCAGCAAAAAGCAACUGAUACAUCUCUAACGUCAGGUAAUGAUACACAAGAUGAUAACCUUGCUCAACGUGCAGAGUUAACAGAGUCAGUAAGUGGCCAAGAAAAAGUGGAUGAUGGCGCUUUAUCAUUAGGUGAAGAUGUACUACCCAAACUGGCAACGUUACACCUUGAUACGAGUAAAAUGGAUGAUAAUAAGCAGUCAAAAGAUAAACAGGAGGUUAUAGCAUCCCGAGACAGUAAUAAUUCAUGUCCUGCAAGCAAUCAGCAAGCAGGUGAAAAUACUGAAGGAAAGAAAAAGAAAAAGCCAAGAAAGAAGCAAAUUCAGAAUGAAAAUAUUGGUGUUGAUAAAAUGAUGAAAGGAAAAAUUCUCUAUCCUAAACUUGCCAAUGGUACUGAUAUUCCAAGAUCACCCUUAAAGGAUAGCCAAAAUUCUCCUUUUGUGAAUCGUAACAAGAAUCAGAGAAGGUUGUCUGGUCUUUCGUAA